Messenger RNA from Leptopilina heterotoma, 1563 nucleotides. It is a transcript of the gene Fkbp59, whose product is annotated as peptidyl-prolyl cis-trans isomerase FKBP4. The transcript has 5 exons. Gene Ontology annotation, molecular function: protein binding; peptidyl-prolyl cis-trans isomerase activity. Lineage: Eukaryota; Metazoa; Arthropoda; Insecta; Hymenoptera; Figitidae. Bases 161 to 1384 code for a protein of 407 amino acids. The record is from RefSeq and is a predicted model, not a curated record.
UCGUACUCGGUCAUGUAAAACAGCCUUAAAUAGAAAAGGACAGAGAUACGUGUGUCCUUUUUCCAUCAUUACAUUCAAUAUUUAUCGAAUGUAUUGUGCAUAGGACUUAAAAAGUAGCAUUCUGGCAAGGAAAAUAAAUUCAGAGCAGAAGAUUCAAAAAAUGGCUGUAGAUAUCUCAGUAGAAAAGGACAAUGGAGUCCUGAAAGAAAUCUUAAAAGAGGGAGAAGGCGAUGAAGUUCCAGCAGCGGGAUGUGUCGUUAAGGUUCAUUAUACCGGUACUUUACUAGAUGGAACGAAGUUUGAUUCUAGUAGAGAUCGUAAUGAACCAUUUUCCUUUGAACUCGGCGAGGGAAGAGUGAUAAAAGCAUGGGAAAUUGGAACAGCCACUAUGAAGAAAGGCGAAGUUUGCGUACUUACCUGUGCUCCAAAAUACGCUUAUGGACAAGGAGGAAGUCCACCAAAAAUUCCUCCUAAUGCAACCCUUAAAUUUGAGAUAGAAAUGUUAAGCUGGACUGGCAUGGAUAUAAGUCCAGACAAGGAUGGUAGUAUUGAAAAAAUUCUGUUACGGAAGGGAAUUGAUGCGACAAGUCCAAAUGACGGAGCUCUAGUGAACGUUCACUUGGUGGGAAAAUGCGAGGACAAAAUUUUUGAAGAAAGAGAUGUUCAGUUUAAUCUUGGUGAAGGAGAAGAUUCCGGAAUAAUUAAAGGAGUAGAAAUAGCAUUAGAAAAGUUUAAGAAUAAAGAGCAUGCUAAACUUAAAAUUAAGAGCAAGUAUGCAUUUGGAAAGAAGGGAAAAUCUGAAUUUGAUAUUCCUCCAGAUACGGAUGUAACAUAUGAAGUAGAACUGCAAAGUUUUGAAAAGACUCCUGAUACAUGGUCAAUGGAUAAUCCGCAAAAAAUUGAACAAGCAAAGAUCCUUAAAGAAAAGGGUACGAAUUACUUUAAACAAAAUAAAUUGACUCUCGCUAUUGAAAUGUACCGAAAAAUCGACAAUUAUAUUGUCUACGACAAACUUUUUAAUGAUGAACUGAAAAUCGAGAGGGACAAUAUUUUACUAGCAACUUAUUUAAAUCUUGCACUUUGCUAUCUAAAAGUUGAAAAAUUUGUAGAUGCAAAAGACUAUUGUAACAAAGCAUUGGAAAUUGAUGCCAAUAACGAAAAGGCACUUUUUCGACGAGGACAAGCGUAUCUUGCCUUAGCGUCACCUGAAAUAGCGAUUAAAGACUUUCAGGAAGUAGUCAAAAUUGAACCAAAUAAUAGUGCUGCUGUGAAACAAAUAUCUGCCUGUAAUAAUCUUAAGAAGAAGCAGCUGGCUGCUGAGAGGAAACUUUAUUCAAAUAUAUUUGCCACUAAAGAGAAUAAUGAGAAUUCUGAGAAACAGUGAUAAUUUUUUUUCAAGUACAGUAAAACGAUUGAAGUAGAAACGACUUCUACAGAUGAAAUAAAACUAGCAAGAAUUUUUUUAUAUUCCAUAAAAACACGUUUCUUGUAACGCGAACAAAUGAAAAAAAGGUUUUAUUGAAAAUUGUCUUUAAUAAAUUUUACAGAAUUUGAUAAAACUAA